CUACAAGUACGUAUGUACUGUAUCCAAUCAAAGUACUGUACAUAUGUAUAAUAUAUGUAAAUCAAUGAACACUGCACAGUCCGUGCUACCACGUACAUAGAUGCCAAGAAUAUACACGACUGUUUACGAUUUACGACAACGUCGAGUCGAGAAUGCUCGCCAAACUUUGAAUCUCGUUCGAAUUCACUUGUUCGAACUCGGUGCUGACGAUUUCCGAACACUUGUAAGCGAAGAACCGCCGACGUGGUCGUAAAUAUGUUGUCGGAAGUGGACGUAUUCAUCAGUAAUUACACUCUCGUCGAUCCCGAGGUGUAUCAGCUUUGGGUCGACGGACAUUCGUCAAGCGAGGCAGUGAACAUCCUGCAUCAACGUGGAAUAUGCCAACUAGCGAAUGCCCCGAUUGAGCUGGUGGCCUCUGAUAUUCUCGACCAUUAUCGUACCUAUGCGCUCCUCGAAAAACUACUUCACACACCUACUAAAUUGGCCAGCGAGCAGCUCGCGUUUCAGAUAGAACCGCAGACCAGUCAGAUGCUUAUCGAAAUGUACUACGAGUUCAACGACGUCGUUGUCAGAGAAUUGUUGGGUAAGAAGUUAACGUCGAAGAGUAGAAAAGACAUGGACGAAGUGGCAGAGAAAACGGGCAUCACCUUGAAGAGCUGUCGGCGUCAAUACGACAACGUGAAGAGAGUGUUCAAAGUCGUUGAAGAUCUGCCUGGUUCUUUGGUCACCAAUAUCGAGCAGCACUUUUUACUUUCCGAGGACCUCGCGAAGCGAUAUGCUGCCGUGGUGUUCAUAGCGUGCCUCCGAUUCGAGAUGAACAAACGAAAGCUACAAUUUCUAACGUUCCCGGAUCUGUAUCACUGCGCCAACAGUAUGAUGACUUCGUGGACGUAUCGUUGCGUCGGCUCGGAGUAUUUCGAUACUGAUUUAGACAGAGAAUUUUUAUUGGAACUCGCAGAGUGCAGAGUUCUCCUCGACAAUGACAAACAUCACAAGCAUUUGGUUUGCAUCAAACUGAAGCCAUUGCUGUUAGAACGUUCGUAUCAGGAGAUAGACACGAACUUCCGUUCGUACACGAGAGCGAUCUUAGGCAUAGGAUGCAACCUCCAUCGUUCGAGAGAUUUAAGAUUCUUUUUCUUGGAACUAGUCGAGAGGUGCAUAGAACCGUGGCGCCAAGUAAAUUGGACGCACUCCGACCUGAGAAACUUCCUCUCGAUCUACACGCAAUGCGCGCUAGACAUGGACGUACUCAGGGACAACGAAGUAAGGGACGCUUUCGAGCGUUACAUGACCGUCGUCACGUGUUGCCUUUUGCGUAUGUAUCAUACAUGACUAAUAGCGGGAGAAGAGGAAGAUGGGAACGAUGACAAUUGAAUGAACCAAACUUGGUCGAUUUCGGGGGAUAAUCGUACGUGUACGCUAUAGUUUAUUUAGUUACCGUUAUAAUAAAUAAUUAAUAAACAAA
Ceratina calcarata is the source of this 1465-nucleotide messenger RNA. RefSeq names its product acidic fibroblast growth factor intracellular-binding protein (gene Fibp). Lineage: Eukaryota; Metazoa; Arthropoda; Insecta; Hymenoptera; Apidae. The record is from RefSeq and is a predicted model, not a curated record. Gene Ontology annotation, cellular component: nucleus. The coding region runs from base 256 to 1332 and encodes 358 amino acids. The transcript has 6 exons.